AUGACCAUCUCCAGUCAGAAUCAAGCUAAGAAGAGAAAAACGUCGAAGAAAACCACCUCUAGGCCUUUUUGGAAUGAAAAAACUGCUCACCAUUCCAAACAAUGGAGCCUCUAUACGAUUUCACCAAUGUCGGCUAGAAAACUUAGUCAGAAGAUCAACUCUGAUUCGUGGUUUUCCGUGGUCAAACAUCCACAAGCUCCAAUUACCAACCACUCAUUGAACUUGCCGCUUAGCAGUGGUGUCAAAGAAGAGAUUACCAGGGCUCGCAAAAUUAGGAUCUAUCCGACUAAUUCCCAGAAAGAAACGUUGAAGAAGUGGUUUGGAUGCCAUCGUUACAUCUACAAUAAAGCGCUGAAGAUGCACAAGGACGGGGUGUUGAUGAAUAUUAAAAUUCUGCGUGAGAAACUAUUGAAUAAGAAGACAAGCGUUUUAAAGCCAGAGGAACAAUGGCUUACGGAGUAUCAUUACGAUUUGAAGGAUGAAGCUCUUCGUGACUUGGUCAAAAACUACAGUAGUAAUAUGGCAAGGUUCAAGAAGAUGGGGGUGCCUUUUAAACUGAAGUUCAAGACAAAGAGUGCACCGGUUCAAACUCUUUCAGUGCUGAAAAAGCACUGGAACAAGGGGAAAAAGACGUUUUACAGCAACAUAGACCCUUCCUCUAGCAUGCGUGCUGCAGAACCGCUUCCAGAGGAAUUUCCACGAGAUUCUAGGCUCCAAAGGACUGGGAGAAACAAAUACUACUUGAUUGUUCCUACGGCUGGUGAGGAAAUUGUCAGAAAAAGCCCCGCAGAAAAGUUUAAAUUUAUUGAUCCCGGGGUGAGAACUUUCCUAACAGGAUAUGACUCUAAUCAGACUGUGGUCGAGAUUGGUAAAGACGUGGUCGUACGCAUCGAGAAGCUUAAGCGCCGACGACCGCAAUUGCAGUCAAAACUUGCCAAGCUCAGGAAGCACAAGAAGAGGCAAAACCAUCGGAAAACCUUACACAGGCUGGACGGAAAGAUUUCGCAUAUUGUUCAGAAUAUGCACAAGAAAUCGGCCCUCUUCUUGUGCAAGUCUUAUGACAGUAUUUUUCUUCCCAAGUUGGAUUACCAAUGCACCAAGCUGACCCGAAAAUCAAGGUCCAGCAUGGUGACUCUCGCUCACUGCUGCUUCCACGAUCGCUUGACGAUGAAGGCAGAGCAGAUCCAUGGUGCAAAUGUUCAUGAGGUUAAGGAGGAUUACACGUCGAAGACUUGUUCUAGUUGUGGAAAUUUGAAGGAUGACCUGAGCUCCGCCAAAGUAUAUAGCUGUAUGAAGUGUGCUUCGGUUUUCGACAGGGACUUCAACGCAGAAAAGAACAUCAUGCUCAAGUAUAUAUGUGAGCCUUUGAUUGCAAGUGGUAAGUCUUCCAUUUCUUCUGCUCUAAGCGUGGGUAAUGGUGGAUUCGCCAUGAUGGGUCCUGGCACCUUUGUACGUUAG
This is a messenger RNA of Torulaspora delbrueckii, 1458 nucleotides long. RefSeq names its product RNA-guided endonuclease InsQ/TnpB family protein. Lineage: Eukaryota; Fungi; Ascomycota; Saccharomycetes; Saccharomycetales; Saccharomycetaceae. The record is from RefSeq and is a predicted model, not a curated record. Bases 1 to 1458 code for a protein of 485 amino acids. The transcript has a single exon.